GACAACGGAACUGGACCCAAUCUAGUUCUCUUGGCCUCGGACCUUGUAUUUUCUACUACAUUUGUUCUCACUCCCAAAAGCCGCAUGGCUGCUCCGGCGGUUGAAGGCGCGGCUGUGGCGGCUCUCAGAUCGGUAAUGCACCGUGUCCGUCACGCGGCGGAGAGGUCGGGCCACUCAUCAGACCUGGUUCGUGUCGUUGCGGUCUCGAAAACCAAGCCGGUCUCUCUCAUCCGCCAAGUGUAUGACGCUGGCCACCGAUGCUUUGGCGAGAACUACGUUCAAGAAUUUGUAGAAAAAGCUCCUCAGCUUCCUGAAGACAUAGAAUGGCAUUUCAUUGGGCAUUUGCAGAGUAACAAAAUCAAAUCCCUACUCUCUGGAGUACCAAAUCUCGCAAUGGUUGAGGGCGUAGAUAAUGAGAAGAUUGCAAAUCAUCUUGAGCGUGCAGUGUCGAGCCUCGGGAGAAAUCCUUUGAAGGUUUUUGUCCAGGUGAAUACCAGUGGAGAAGCAUCAAAAUCUGGGGUCGAUCCUUCUGGUUGUGUUGAACUUGUGAAACAUGUUAAAUUGCACUGCCCGAAUCUAGAGUUCUCUGGCUUAAUGACAAUAGGGAUGCCAGAUUAUUCAUCAACUCCGGAGAACUUCAAGACACUAUCGAACUGUAGAAUUGAGGUUUGCAAGGCACUUGGAAUGGAGCAGCAGCAGUGUGAGCUGUCAAUGGGCAUGUCCGGUGACUUUGAGCUAGCGAUUGAAAUGGGCAGUACCAAUGUGAGAGUUGGAUCUACCAUAUUUGGCCCGAGGGAUUACACCAAAAAACAACCAAAUUAGCAUCUUCAAGUCACAUACUGUUUCUGCAGAAAAAGGAAAAAGGGUGCAUGACGAAAUUUUAUAUUUUUAUUAAUAUACACAUACUUAUUUGUUGGUGUUGUAAAGAAUAAUUAUAUUUGAAGGUCUUUAUACUACAAACCAUUUACGUGGCAUAAUUGGAUUUAUAAGAUAAAUUUUAAAAUUUAAAUUUUAUAAAUCAAAUUAUGCUAUGAAUAUAGUAUAGUGUGUAAAGGCUUUCAAAUUGCACUACUCUGCUGUAAAAUAGAAAAACAAUUUUACUUUUCACAUGUAUCUCCAAAUCAAUGCGCUACUUGCUCCAAAUUUAUGUA
Juglans regia (Persian walnut) is the source of this 1151-nucleotide messenger RNA. RefSeq names its product pyridoxal phosphate homeostasis protein. Lineage: Eukaryota; Viridiplantae; Streptophyta; Magnoliopsida; Fagales; Juglandaceae. Bases 85 to 822 code for a protein of 245 amino acids. The transcript has 7 exons. Gene Ontology annotation, molecular function: pyridoxal phosphate binding. Gene Ontology annotation, cellular component: intracellular anatomical structure. The record is from RefSeq and is a predicted model, not a curated record.